Molecule: messenger RNA, 2382 nt
Organism: Psilocybe cubensis
Lineage: Eukaryota; Fungi; Basidiomycota; Agaricomycetes; Agaricales; Agrocybaceae
Exons: 11
Coding region: 1-2382 (793 amino acids)
Molecular function (GO): protein binding
Source: RefSeq, a predicted model, not a curated record
AUGGCGCUCAGGCCAGAGGUCCUCCAAGCUUUCACUCUUCUAGGCAUCGACCCAGACGCGGAUAUCCAGGUAGCCACCAAAGCUUAUAAGCGACAAGCUCUCCUCCAUCAUCCGGACCGCAACCACGGCGACCCAAAGGCUACACAGCGGUUUCAAGAAAUCGGCGCAGCGUGGAACAUCUGUCAAAGACAUUUGGACAACCCUGCAUGGGGACUCUCUGAAUUCCAAGCGUCUUAUACAAGUACGAAGAAUACUUACAGAUUCGCUGCCGACGAUGAUAUUCCUUUGGACGAAGAUGAGCUUCAUCAAUUCUAUAUGUUCAUGUUCGCUGAAACGCUGUUUGGACGUUAUACGCGUUCAAAAGGCCAACGCUAUCGUUAUGAACGCUCUGGACGAACCGGAGGAGGCAUUUAUAGCUUUUCGGGGGGCCUCGCUAAGUCACAAGAACGUCAAGCGAGGAACACCGAGCGCCAAAGGAGGGAAAACGAAGAGUACGAAAAAAGAAAGCGCGAACUAGAGCUGGAAAUUGAACAGGAACAGCGCGAGCACUCCUUGUUAGAAAAGAGAAAUAAAGCAGAUGAGGACCGCAGGGCAAAAGCCCUUGCAAAUGCCUUCCGAGCGGCUAGUUCAGGUGAUUCUGCUUCCGUGAAAAACGCUAUAAUUGAGUAUGAUCUCGAUGUCAAUGCACCCCAAAAACGAUCCAAAGGGCCCAAGAAACAGGAUACUGUACCACAUUCUGAUUCAUUACUACAUGUGGUAGCAGGCCAUUGUGAUGAAAAGUUAUUUAUGUUUCUAAUCGAGCGAGGAGCCAAUCCUGUCGCUCUGAACAAAGCUCAGCUCACUCCUUUCCAUGUGGCGAUUAGAGCUGGGAAUACAAGUAUUGUUCAAUAUAUCAUGGAACACCGCGGGAGGGCUUUUGACGUAUACCAUCCAUCUAAGGCAUCCCUUUCAGGCCUCACCCCUUUGCAGUUAGCUAUCGAAAGUGGAGUUCCGUCCGUCGUGGAACUUUUAGUAAAGCAUGCCACUACACAUGAUGUCGAAAGGUGUUGGAAGAGUAAAGAUUGUUCCGAGGAGAUCAAAGAGAUUUUGCUGAAAAAGAAAGGAUUCGUACCGCCGGAGAUCCAUUCAUCUCCACUAGAGCCUGCACCAUCAAAAAAAUUGCAACGCCAAAAAGAACUAGCCCUAGAAAAGCAGGCAAGAUUAACUCUCGAACUUGAACGAGCUACCAUCAAUCGUAGGAGGCGGGAGGAACGCGCCCGGAAGCGAGAAGAAAAGGAUCGAGAAGAAGCUGCAAUCACAUUAGCGCAAGAACAUGCACGUCUCAAGGAAGAGAUGGAAGAACGCCAGCGAUUGGAGGACAAUCGCCGGGAACAAGAACAAGUACGGCUCCAGGCGGAGAUGAAAGAAAGGCAACAACUGGAAACCAUCCAUAGAGCUCAGGAGCAGUCUCGGCUCAAAGCUGAGAUGGAAAGAAAAAGACUGGAAGAUGAUUGUAGACUUCAAGGACGACCUCGAACAAAAGUAGAGGGAGAAAGUCCGUUAAGAGUAGAAGUGGAGAAGCGUGCCCUAGUAACUUCAAGACCAAUGGUAAAGAGAAAAGAGAGAAGUGGUAAAGAUCAAUCAGAGAAAGAGGAACCGGCGAUGGAAACAUCUGAGCGGCCCAGACAUCGUAGUAAGGAAUCGCACUCACGCACAUCUUCAUUGACGACUUCCGUGGACGCACCCGUUGAGAUUGAGAAAGUUGUCCCGCCACCAAACGUAGUGAACGUAGAUGAACGCACAGCAGACCGAUCUUUGAAAAUAAAAGAGAAACGCAAAGAGGUCAUGGCUAAAAGGAGACGAGAGAAGAAAAACGAACAAGCAGGGAAGCCGACGUUGGCAAUAGCCAAUAACAUUAGCUCGAUGCCAAAGGCAGAAUCUUCGAAAAAACACCAUUAUAUGAUGACUGCUAAAGAUGGGCAAAAUACAGUGGAUGAGGUUGACAGGAAAAGGAAUGAAGAAAUACUGCGUCGCCGAGCAGAGCAAAGCGCCAGAGACAAGGAGAGGCACCGCCGGCUAGUCGAAGAACGAGCCAAAGCAGCCGAAAUUAAUCGUAGAUCAGACGCCGGUACUGACUCAAGUUUACUCCUGGCGCAUGUAUCGACUGGUAGACGCCCGGAGCAAGAGAUAGCUCGAGCAGAAAAUAACCGCAUUCCGAGUCAAGCUCCAUUGCUCGUACCACAAGCAACAAUCCCUCUCUCUGGGGCAGAUUUUGAGAAUUACAUAGAGGAUAUCCAGACAUGCAUAGUUCCAGAGGAUCUGUUUGGAGAGGAGCGCGAGCCUGGCUUCGUAUCAAGUAGAGGUCGAGGCCGACGAAGGCCCAGAUAUUUUGGUAGCAGAUAG